Molecule: messenger RNA, 5519 nt
Organism: Cherax quadricarinatus
Lineage: Eukaryota; Metazoa; Arthropoda; Malacostraca; Decapoda; Parastacidae
Product: zinc finger protein 268-like
Biological process (GO): regulation of transcription by RNA polymerase II
Cellular component (GO): nucleus
Molecular function (GO): DNA-binding transcription factor activity, RNA polymerase II-specific
Source: RefSeq, a predicted model, not a curated record
UACAAGGUGGCACUUGUAGUGUCAAUACUGCAGAUCAUCCUCGUACAAGAAAGUGGCACUUGUAGUGUCAGUACUGCAGAUCAUCCUGGUACAAGAAGGUGGCACUUGUAGUGUCAAUUCUGCAGAUCAUCCUGGUACAAGAAGGUGGCACCUGUAGUGUCAGUACUGCAGGUCAUCCUGGAACAAGAAGGAUGCACUUGUAGUGUCAAUACUGCAGGUCAUCCUGGUACAAGAAAGUGGCACUUGUAAUGUCAAUACUGCAUGUCAUCCUGGUACAAGAAGGUGGCACUUGUAGUGUCAGUACUGCAGGUCAUCCUGGUACAAGGUGGCACUUGUAGUGUCAGUACUGCAGAUCAUCCUGGUACAAGAAAGUGGCACUUGUAGUGUCAGUACUGCAGGUCAUCCUGGUACAAGAAGGUGGCACUUGUAGUGUCAGUACUGCAGAUCAUCCUGGUACAAAAGGUGGUACUUGUAGUGUCGAUACUGCAGGUCAUCCUGGUACAAGAAGGUGGCACUUGUAGUGUCGGUACUGCAGGUCAUCCUGGUACAAGGUGGCACUUGUAGUGUCAAUACUGCAGAUCAUCCUCGUACAAGAAAGUGGCACUUGUAGUGUCAGUACUGCAGAUCAUCCUGGUACAAGAAGGUGGCACUUGUAGUGUCAAUUCUGCAGAUCAUCCUGGUACAAGAAGGUGGCACCUGUAGUGUCAGUACUGCAGGUCAUCCUGGUACAAGAAGGUGGCACUUGUAGUACCAUCAUCAAUGUCAGAGAACUCGUGUAAGUUCUGACUAUACAGUAAUGUAUAUAUCGUGACAACAGUAACCACAGUGUUAAUACAAUGACAGUACUAAUUACAGUGUUAAUACAGUGACAAUAACUAGUUUUAUUACAGUGACAAUAACUAGUUUUAAUACAGUGAAGACACUAAUAUGGUGCUUAUUCAGUGACAACACUGUAACAACAGUGUUGGUACUACAAUACUUUGAAUGCCAACAAGUGUCAUUACAUUAAUGUAUCAUAAAUAUCUAAAUAUUUGCUAAUAUCAUCCUUCCUAUUCCUCAAACACUAUUACCCCUUCAUGUUUAGUGCUUGCUAUACUUAAAAUAGUUGAAUAAUACAAGAAUAUUAGUUUUCUCUUUAACAAAAUAUUCUCAAAUUUCCCCUGGUUAAACAAUUUAAAAAUGAGAAUUUAUUGUUCACUAUGUCUAAAAUACCUGAAAAACAGUUUGUUGAGACAACACAAUGUACAGUUGUUCAUGUAGGAGACCAAUUAUAUCAACAUUCACACUCAUCACUAAAACAAUCUUCACAACAACCUCUAUGUGGAUAUCAGACCAGAUUUAUCAUAGGCAGAACAACACUUCAGUGUUCAGUGUGUCUAAAAGAGUUUUCUGAAAAAUAUAAUUUAGUCAUUCACAUGAGAACUCAUACUGGAGAGAAGCCAUAUAAGUGUUCAGAAUGUCUGAAAGACUUUUCUCAAAAAUCAAGCUUAGUAAGCCAUAUAAGAACUCAUACUGGAGAGAAGCCAUAUCAGUGUUCAGAAUGUCUGAAAGACUUUUCUCAAAAAUCAAGCUUGCUAAGCCACAUAAGAACUCAUACUAGAGAGAAGCCAUAUCAGUGUUCAGAAUGUCUGAAAGACUUUUCUCAAAAAUCAAGCUUAGUAAGUCACAUGAGAACUCAUACUGGAGAGAAGCCAUAUCAGUCUUCAGAAUGUCUGAAAGACUUUUCUGAUAAAUCAAAUUUAUUAAGUCACAUGAUAACUCAUACUGGAGAGAAGCCAUAUCAGUGUUCAGAAUGUCUGCAAGACUUUUCAAGAAAAUCACAUUUAGAAAGUCACAUGAGAAUUCAUACUGGAGAGAAGCCAUAUCGUUGUUCAGAAUGUCUGAAAGACUUUUCUGAAAAAUCAAGCUUAGUAAGCCACAUAAGAAUUCAUACUGGAGAGAAACCAUAUCAGUGUUCAGAAUGUCUGAAAGACUUUUCAAGAAAAUCACAUUUAGUACGUCACAAGAGAAUUCAUACUGGAGAGAAGCCAUAUCAUUGUUCAGAAUGUCUGAAAGACUUUUCUGAAAAAUCAAGCUUUUUAAGUCACAUGAGAACUCAUACUGGGAAGAAGCCAUAUCAGUGUUCAGAAUGCCUGAAAGAUUUUUCUCAAAAAUCAAACUUAGUACGUCACAUGAGAACUCAUACUGGGGAGAAGCCAUAUCAGUGUUCAGAAUGUCUGAAAGACUUUUCUCAAAAAUCAAGCUUAGUAAGUCACAUGAGAACUCAUACUGGGAAGAAGCCAUAUCAGUGUUCAGAAUGUCUGAAAGGCUUUUCUAGGAAACAACAUUUAAAGAGUCACUUGAGAUCUCAUACUGGAGAGAAGCCAUAUCAGUGUUCAGAAUGUCUGAAAGACUUUUAUGAAAAAUCAAAGUUGGUAUGUCACAUGAGAACACAUUCUAGAGAGAAGGCAUAUCAGUGUUCAGAAUGUCUGAAAGACUUUUCUGAAAAAUCAAAAUUAGUAAGUCACAUGAGAACUCAUACUGGGGAAAAGCUUCAUCAGUGUUCAGAAUGUCUGAAAGAUUUUUCUCAAAAAUCAAACUUAGUACGUCACAUGAGAACUCAUACUGGGGAGAAGCCAUAUCAGUGUUCAGAAUGUCUGAAAGACUUUUCUGAAAAAUCAAAAUUAGUAAGUCACAUGAGAACUCAUACUGGAGAGAAGCCAUAUCAGUGUUCAGAAUGUCUGAAAGACUUUUCUAAAAAAUCAUACUUAGUAAGUCACAUGAGAGCUCAUACUGGGGAGAAGCCAUAUCAGUGUUCAGAAUGUCUGAAAGGCUUUUCUGUUAAAAAAAAUUUAAAGAAACACUUUAGAUCUCAUUCUGGAGAGAAGCCAUAUCAUUGUUCAGAAUGUCUGAAAGAUUUUUCUGAAAAAUCAGCCUUAGUAAGUCACAUGAGAAUUCAUAUGGGGGAGAAGCCAUAUCAGUGUUCAGAAUGUCUGAAAGGCUUUUCUAAAAAAUCAAGCUUAGUGAGUCACAUGAGAACUCAUACUGGGGAGAAGCCAUAUCAGUGUUCAGAAUGUCUGAAAGGCUUUUCUGAAAAAUCAAACUUAGUAAGUCACAUGAGAACUCAUACUGGGGAGAAGCCAUAUCAGUGUUCAGAAUGUCUGAAAGGCUUUUCUAGGAAACAAGAUUUAAAGAGACACUUGAGAUCUCAUACUGGAGAGAAGCCAUAUCAGUGCUCAGAAUUUAGAAAGUCACAUUAGAAGUCGUACUAAAGAGAAAGCUUUGCCAGUGUGGGUGUCAUAUGUUAUGUGCUAAUAUUUCUUCCUCUACCAACACUGAUAUUAAUCCUUUCACUGUCGGUCCCAUAGUAUUAUGACUUGCAAAACUGUGUCGGUCCCGUAAUACUAUGCCAAAGUUCUAGCACCUUAAGAUCUGGUGGGGGAAAGCUGGUUGAUCUACCGAUGAGAGAAUGGGUCUGAGUGGUCAGUGUACACUGUAUAAACAAAAUCCUACAGAAUGCAGUGCAUAAUGAGAAGUAAAAAACUAAAUUUAUUGGUUUAAAACAGUGAGUUUAAGGUGUAUUUUCGUAUGGUAUUGAUGGUUGUAUUCUCAUUUUCUUGGUCUCAUUUGAUAGAAUGGAAGAUGUAUAGUAGGGCUCCACUUAUAUGGCAGGUUAGGUUCCAGGCUACUGCCUUAACCCUUUCAGGGUUUCGGACGUACUAGUACGGCUAAAUUCUAGCGCCCUCAGAUCUAGUGAGAGAAAGCUGGUAGGCCUUCAUAUGAAAGAAUGGGUCUAUUUGGUCAAUGUGCACAGUAUAAAAAAGUCCUGCAGCAUACAGUGCAUAAUGAGAGAAAAAAACUUAGACCGUGUUUUUGGAUUAAUACAGCAACUUUGCACUGUAUUUUUGUAUGGUAUUUAUUGUUGUAUUCUAGUUUUCCUGGUCUCAUUUUAUAUAAUGAAAGACAUAUUACAGAAAUUGAGAUGAUUUUUUACUGGUUUUACAAUGGAAAGUACCUUGAAAUUGAGCUCAAAGUAGCAGAGAUGUUCGAUUUUUACCAAAGUUCAAAAGUAUACAAAUCAUGCUACGAGUCCAAUACACAUCAACUGGUGAGUCUCAUAUUCUUUCACAAGUGCACCGAUAUUAUUUAUACCAUUUCUACAAUAAUGCAGUAGUCUGCAUAACACUAAAUCUAUUUUUUGUGAGAAAAAAAAUUCAAAGUGGAAAGCAAAAGAAUGUAAGAGGGGUGUGGGGACAUGAAUAAUGAACAGAGGAAAUGUUAUUUUAGUGCCAGGAAUGUCUUUCUUGUUUAUUCUGGACCCUAUUCGGAAAUUGGCAUCUUUUGAAAUUUGUGUGAAAUUGGCAAAAUUGCUAAAUUCUGACCACUUUAUUAGAUGGUUGAAAUUGGUAAAUGGGUGGUUUCUUGUAAUCAUUCAAUAGAAAAAAUGGAGUUCUAGCAAAAUAGGUAUGAUUUUUGUCGACUAGUACACUGGAAUUGGCCGAAAAUAGGGCUCAAAGUGGGCAAAAUCGUCGAUGCGUAAACAUCAUCGAGACUGCUAAAUUCACGAGAGCAUAAUUCCAUAAGUUUUCCAUCAAAUUUCAUACUUUUGGUGUCAUUAUGAUUGGGAAAAGAUUCUCUAUAUUUUCAUAAGAUUUUUUUUUUUUUUUUUUUUUUUUUGAAAAUUUUUUGACCCUGAGAACAAGUCUGGGAGAGGGCCUGGCGACCCUGAAAGGGUUAAAGUGGAAAUCACCAUAAAGUGGAACACCCUUUUUUUUUCUCACUUACAAAUGCAUGUAAAUACUAGGUAACAAGUAUACACUAACAUAUAUUAAGUUAGUAAUAGAACUAGGCAUUAAAAAACAAUAAAAACUUAAAUUACACAUAUAGUGCACUCAUUGCUUACCUUGAAAUAUUUGUAGUCUGUAGUCUUAAUCUAGGGUGAGAUGAGUAGUAUUUAUUGUAAGAAACGAAGUGUGGUACUUAUGGUAGCCAGCCAGGCUACCAUACCAGGCCUCGCCCACAACCAAUGUUCUUUAACAUUUAAGUGUCCUGAUGGAUAAAAUGCAUAUACAGGUCACUCAUUACUUACCUUAAAAUAUUUGUAGUCUUAAUGUAGAAUCAGAGGUGAGUAAACAAGAUACAAUGAAUAAAUGAGAGAGAGAGAGAGAGAGGAGAGAAUAAGUACAUGAAAGAGGACAGGCACAGAGUUAUGUAAGCAGUCCAGGUGUAUGCAAGUUUAGUAAACAAUCCAGGUAUACGCAAGUUUAAUAAGCAAACCAGGUGAACACAUCUGGUUUGUGUACAAGUUACAUUGUGUAUGCAUCGUCUCUAUGUUAAUACAGUAGAAUAAAUAAAGAAGAACACUCCCAUUCUCAUGUAACAACAGUUUUAGAAGAAAUGGCACUGAGUGAAUGCAUAUGAAAGGAACUGUGCCUUCCUCCCCUGUCCCCUCCCAAGUUUCUUCCUCUUCUGCCCCCUCCUAGGUUUCUGCCUCUUCUGUUCUCUCCCACACUUCUUCUUCAGUUCCCUCCACCUUUUUG